Molecule: messenger RNA, 1668 nt
Organism: Vollenhovia emeryi
Lineage: Eukaryota; Metazoa; Arthropoda; Insecta; Hymenoptera; Formicidae
Gene: PIG-V
Product: GPI mannosyltransferase 2
Exons: 1
Coding region: 24-1508 (494 amino acids)
Biological process (GO): GPI anchor biosynthetic process
Cellular component (GO): mannosyltransferase complex; endoplasmic reticulum membrane
Molecular function (GO): GPI mannosyltransferase activity; alpha-1,6-mannosyltransferase activity
Source: RefSeq, a predicted model, not a curated record
GACGAUAUAGAAAGCAGCGCAAAAUGUACGCGCCGAGAAAGAAAGUCUUUUGGUUUGCAAUCACCACUAGAAUCGCGAUAUUAAUGUUACAAGUAAUUUUUAACGUAUCAAUCCCCGAUCAUGACGCGGAUGCUUUCAAAAGACCUUUCGAUCCCGCGGAGAAAGUUUCUCUCUGGGACCGAAUAAUUAAUUUCCUGUUCAAUGGUCUUACACAUUGGGAUGGAGAAUACUUUUUACAUAUCGCAAGAUAUGGUUACACGUAUGAGAAUACUCUCGCUUUCUAUCCGUUGUAUCCAGCUAUGAUUCGCAUCAUCGCCAUUAUUUUGACAAAAAUAUUUCCCUUCUUCAACAUCCAGAGUACGAUGGUCCUUGCUGCGAUUUUGAUAAAUUUCGUUUGUUUUGUAAAAUCGGCCAUCAUCCUCUACGAUCUCACCGAGCGUGUAUUUCCAAGUACUGCAACGGCGUAUAAAGCGGCAAUACUUUACUGUAUAAAUCCGGCUAGCAUCUUUUUCUCGGCUCUAUAUUCAGAAUCCAUGUUUGCGUAUUUGACAUUUUACACUAUGCUCGCAAGUGUCAAGGGUAUGUCUACUGUCUGUCUUCCAUUGGCUCUGUCUACUUUGGCGAGAUCAAAUGGUAUCGUCAACAUUGGCUUCCCUACAUAUUUCAGGCUCAAGACUUUGUGCAAUUCGGAAGGAACUGGGAAAUGGCAACGAAAGUACAACGUACUGUCAAUCUUGUGGCAUAUCUUGAAGCUAAUCAAAUUGAAAAACUGUUUCACCAUAUUGAGCACAUUGAUUAUAUCGCUAUCUCCAUUUGCCCUUUUACAAAUAUACAACUAUAUGAAAUUUUGCACUUCUACAUUCGACAAGUCACUAUUGCCAAUUCAUAUUUUACAAUACGCCGUAAGAAAUGAUCUGGUUCUACCGGGUAGAACAGAUUCAAUGUGGUGUAACGCUAGUUUGCCUUUAGCAUAUUCAUAUGUGCAAGGGACAUAUUGGAAUGUAGGAUUCUUAACAUAUUAUCGAUUUAAACAGAUACCAAAUUUUAUUUUAGCUCUCCCGAUGUUGUACAUUAUGUCGCAAUGUAUAAAAGAAUUUCUUUGUGAAUAUAGGGAUGAAUUGUACUUGUUAGGCUUCUUUCACAGCAAGGUGAAAGACAAAAGUACUAUUGAAGUAAAGAAAUAUCCAUUGAAUGUGUUUGCCUUUGUGGUACAUGGAUUAUUUUUAACAAUGUCUUGCUUAUUCUUUGUACAUAUCCAAGUCACCACGCGUUUAUUAGCCUCUGCAACUCCCUUGCCAUAUUGGUAUUGUGCAUCGAUCAUGUCUCACAAAUGCAUCGACCGUAUCAAUUUACAAUACGAGAGUAACGAAAAUAUGUGCUCCAAGUGGAAAGUAUUUUUCUUAUCUCAAAAACGAUAUACACUGCAAGAUAAAUUUGUAUUGUUAUACUUUAUAGGAUAUACAAUUGUGGGGUGUUUAAUGUUUUCAAAUUUCUUGCCAUGGACUUGAUCGAUAAAGCUCUUGUGUGAAGAAUGAAUAUCUCGCGCGGAAAAGGUAGCACAAGAUUCAUUUUGUCUGAAUUUACCUGUAGAUAAUAUAUCAAUUGUAUGUAUGUAAUUUACCUUCCAAUGACUGUACGUUCCAUUUAUAUACAAUCGACAGAUUGCUU